Cololabis saira (Pacific saury) is the source of this 2713-nucleotide messenger RNA. RefSeq names its product piwi-like RNA-mediated gene silencing 2 (gene piwil2). Gene Ontology annotation, molecular function: protein binding; piRNA binding. The record is from RefSeq and is a predicted model, not a curated record. The coding region runs from base 4 to 2697 and encodes 897 amino acids. Gene Ontology annotation, biological process: regulatory ncRNA-mediated gene silencing. The transcript is spliced from 22 exons. Lineage: Eukaryota; Metazoa; Chordata; Actinopteri; Beloniformes; Belonidae. Gene Ontology annotation, cellular component: P granule.
UCAAUGUUUAGAGGAAUGGGCAUUGAGCCGAAGACGUCAUGGGGACGAGGAACGCUGGCCCUUGGAAGAGGAGCAUUGGGAGAUGGGAAACUGCAAGACGCCCCUGCAGGCGUGAGCAGCGCUCCAGAGGAAACUGGGAAAGUUGGUGAUGUGAUGGGCAGAGGCAGCAGUUUGUCCCCGCCGAUGGUCGGCCUUGGAAGAGCAGCGAUGCCACAGCUCGCUAUGGGAAGAGGACGCGCUCUACUUCCUCCUUUUCCCCCUGGUCAAUUAAAGUCCAUUUCACCAACGCCUGAUCCACAAACGAACCUCCACUCUCAGCCGUCGUUUCCAGGAGCCGUGCCCUCGACUCAAGAGGCCACUGCGCUUUCACCAGCAAAGGAGGAGUUGAAGAUGGAGGUUUUACGUGAGCCGCUUAAUAAAGCUGGAACAAAAGGAUCUUCCAUAACCAUUUCAUCAAACCACAUCCCAAUUAAAUGCAGGAAUGAAGCCGUCUAUCAGUACCAUGUUACAUUCACUCCAAAUGUGGAAUCAAUGGGAAUGCGUUUUGGCAUGAUGAGAGAUCACCGUUCAACCACAGGGGAAGUGAUGGCUUUUGACGGCUCCAUACUCUACCUGCCACUUAACCUCAAGCAGGUGGCCGUUCUGAAGAGCGUGAGAAAGACUGAUAAUGAGGAAAUAGAAAUCAAAAUCCAGAUGAAGAAGAUUUUGCCACCACACUCUGAUCUUUGCAUCCCGUUCUACAACGUGGUUCUCAGGAGAGUGAUGAAGAUUAUUGGGAUGAAGCAGGUCGGCCGCAAUCACUACAAUCCAGAAAACGCAAUCAUUCUUGCGAAACAUCGGCUUCAGGUGUGGCCGGGCUAUUCCACUGCCAUAAAGCACACGGACGGAGGUUUGUACCUGUCCGUGGAUGUUUCCCAAAAGGUCCUGCGGAACGAGUCUGUGCUGGAUAUCAUGAACACGCUGUACCACCAGAGCAAGGAGAACUUCCAGGAUGAAUGCACGAAAGAACUCAUCGGCAGCAUAGUCAUCACUCGCUACAACAACCGCACGUACCGGAUUGAUGGGAUUGAGUGGAAUAAGUCGCCCCAGGACACGUUCACUCUGAUGAACGGCACAACAACCACGUUUCUGGAAUACUACAGCAAAAACUACGGAAUCACAAUCAAAGAGAUGAACCAACCUCUACUGUUGCAUCGACCAAAGGAGCAGUCCAGGCCGGGGGGGAAGCAAAUCAUUACUGGUGAGAUCCUUUUAGUGCCAGAGCUUUCCUUCAUGACGGGAAUCCCUGACAGAAUGAGGAAAGACUUCAAAGCUAUGCGGGAGCUGACCAUGCACAUCAACGUGAGCAGUGAGCAGCACACGCAUUCAAUAAAGCAGCUGCUGAAGAACAUCUGCACCAACGCUGACAGUAAAAAAGAGCUGAGCCGAUGGGGGCUGGAGGUCGGCCUGGACAUCCCCAAGAUUAAUGGUAGAACGCUGCCUGUUGAAACCAUCUGUCUUCAGUCCGCGACCUUCACAACCGGCACUGAUGCGUCCUGGUCCAGGGAGAUUGUGAGGGACAGCUCAAUCAGCUCGAUCCCUCUGCACAUCUGGGCCAUUUUCUACCCUCGCCGCGCUGCAGAGCAGGCUGAAGAACUGGUUUCUACCUUCAGUAAGGUUGCCGGGCCCAUCGGGGUCCGACUAGAUCGACCUAUUCGAGUGGAGCUGCGGGACGAUCGGACAGAGACUUAUCUCAAAAGCAUCCACUCUCACCUCGCCAGUGAGCCUAAGAUGCAGCUUGUCGUUUGCAUCAUCACCGGCAACAGAGACGAUCUGUACAGCGCCAUCAAGAAGCUCUGCUGCGUUAAAACCCCCAUCCCUUCCCAGGCCAUCAAUGUCCGGACCAUAUCUCAGUCCCAGAAACUGAGGAGUAUCGCCCAGAAGAUUCUCCUGCAGGUGAACAGCAAGUUGGGAGGAGAACUGUGGACCGUCAACGUUCCCCUGAAAAACUUGAUGGUGAUUGGAGUCGACGUCCAUCAUGACACCAGCAAGUCACAUCAGUCAGUCAUGGGAUUUGUUGCAAGUGUGAACAGCUCCCUGACCCGCUGGUACUCCAGAGUAACGUUCCAAACACCAACUGAAGAGCUGAUCAACGGCUUCAGGGUUUGCUUUCUGGCUGCGUUACAGAAGUACUAUGAGGUGAACCACAACCUUCCAGAGAAGAUCGUGGUGUAUCGGGACGGAGUGUCUGACAGCCAGCUAAAGAUGGUGGAGCAGUACGAGAUCCCACAGCUGAUCAAAUGCUUUGAUAGGUUUCCCAGCUACGAGCCCAAGCUGGUCUUCAUCAUCGUCCAGAAACGCAUCAGCACCGCCUUUUACUCCUGCUUCUCCAGCGGCUACGUUGCUUCUCCGCCCGGAACCGUGUUGGAUCACACGCUCACCGAGAGAAACUGGGUGGACUUCUAUCUGAUGGCCCAUAGCAUUCGCCAGGGCUGCAGUUUUCCCACACGCUACAUCUCUCUGUACAACACGGCAAACCUCACACCCGACCAUUUGCAAAGGUUGACGUUCAAGAUGUGCCACCUGUACUGGAACUGGCCCGGCACCAUCAGCGUCCCGGCUCCGUGCAAGUACGCCCACAAACUGGCCUUCCUGACGGGCCAGUACCUGCACUCGGAGCCGGGAAUCCAGCUCUCAGACAAGCUGUUCUUCCUCUGACCUGCACUAGACUAAC